AGCAAGAUCGAAUUAAAACAAAUAUAGGUAAGAUAGACAGUUAUUUUUUAUACAAAAAUCAAAUUAUGUCAAGUAUAUACGUUAAAAAAUCAUGUUAUAUUAGUAAAUAUAUUAAAAAUAUUUAAAAAAAUAAAUAUUCUGCAUAGUCGAGUUGUUGUUGUUUUUUUGAAAAUGUAAAUCUGUUCAAUCGCAGAACAUCUUAUUAUCUCUUACAAAUAGAAGAAAUCAUUAUUUUGUCAAGUUCUAAAACCUGUAUUCAAAGACUGUGCAAUAAAAUUCUAUUAAUUCUAGGGUGACUUGCACUAAUAGAGAAAACAAGUUCGUAUUUUCUAAUAAUCUAUUUUAUUUACUAACGCCAUAAAGUAAAGAAAUGACAAAAAAAAAAAUCGUCACUCUUUUUUCUCUCUCUUCGAUUUGUCUAUGUAUGUAUAAAUUUUGAAUAAAUAUUCAUGAGUAUGAGAAUACUAAAUGACUCUUAUUGCUGAUAUUCUACUGUGUAAUGUAUACAUACAGUUCUACUGUGUUGUUCAUGUCUAGUAAUAAAGAAAUUCUUCACUGUGCUAUUUUUUUUUUUUUUGCAAAAAAAAAGAACAAAAAGGUAACAUUUAUUCUUCCAUAUGACAUGCAUCAUUUAGAUGCACAGAGGAUAACUUUUUUAAUAAAUACAUUAUAUACGGAUUCAAUACACGAACACAAAUGUUACCAAACGGACUCUUUUUUUUUUUUAUUUGAACAUGUAUGUGUCAUUGAAAAUAAUGGGAAUAACUAUUUUCAAAGUACGAUCAUAAUCACUGAUAGUUGUAAAAGAAAAGAAGAAAUAAAUAUGUGUAACAUUUUUCCUACAUAAAACACAUCCUUUUUUUAUUUUGAAUUUAAAAUACAAUAACCCAUAGACUUGUACAAGAGAAAAAAAGAGAUAAGUGAAUUGUUAUUUCAUAUGUAUAGAUUGAGGAUAUUUUAUCAAUGAAUACAUUCUUUUUAGACUUUAAUCGAAUAUAUCAUGCAAUAAAGAAGAAGAAAAAAAAAAACAAUCUUGUUUUUUUCUGUUAUUCAUUUUUCUCAUUCUCUCUCUCCCUCUGAUGAACAUAUAUUCAUAGUAUCUUUAUUCUUAACUUCAAUCUUCUCGUUAAUGUCUCUUCUUUUUUUUUUUUUCUUUUUUGUCACGAUCAUCACCAAAGUAUAUAUAAAUAUAUAUAUAUAUACGAGUUUAUCAUUGAUUUUUUUUCGAAAUAAAACUCUUCUUGUUCUGUGUUAUUCGCCAUAUCGUAGAAUAUAUACAAAAGUACAUAACACAAAAUAAAAAUAGAGACAAAUAGAUGUGUAUGUAUAAUGAAUGAGUAGAAUUUUAGCAGGAUAUUUAGCAUUUAAGCAGACGAUGAGUAUUUACGUGGUAUAUAUUCAAUGAAAAUGAAUUCAAUUCAUUUUCAUUAUUGAUAUCUUUCUUUUCUCUUUCUCUUUUAUGCUUGUAGUAGUAGAGAUCUAUAGGUAUCAGUUUGGUUCUUUUUUUUUUGUUGUUUAUUCAUAAACCAAUAAAGAAGGGAUAUAUAUAUAUAUAGAAAGAGAGAGAGAGGGAGAGAGAGUAAGAUACAAUAUGUUGUACUAUUUACUCUUUGCCAUGCUAUAUAUGAAGCCUUAUUUGUAUCAUUUUUUUCCCUUUUCGAACAAAGCAAAAUUUUUUAAUAACUCGCGAUUGAAAGUUAUCAUGAAAAUGAAGUUUUCUUUUCUUUUUUGAUUAAUUUUGUUACACAUAUAACACAUCGAUCGACUAUUAUUAAAGAAUGAAUUAAAUCAGUCAGUUUCAAAAUGAUUAUUAAGGUGAAAACAUUAUUGUUUGUUCAAUUAACGAAUAGAUCUAUAUAUAUAUAUAUUUGUUGUUAGUUCGCAUGCAUAAUGAUAUUUACUCUAAUAAUGUCUAUUCUAGAUAAAUAACUUGUAUUUUAAUCAGUAUAACAGCUAAUAUAUAAACUCAAUUCUAAUUAAAACUUUUUAUUAUUAUAAUUAAAAACAGGUAUGCAAUUUUUUUAUCAUUUUAUAUUAAAAAUAAUGAUGUUUUAUUAUUAUAGAUUACAUCUUUACUCUCAUAUAAAUGAUCGUUUUGAAUUAAUGGCUACAAAAACAGGUUGCAGUUCAACAUUAGCUGAUUUUCAUCAAAUGAUUAAACUAUUUUCUAAUCCAGAUCAAGAAGAAGAAACAAAUCCAUUAGAAAAUGAUUUAUCAAAUGGUAAUUCGACAUCAACAACCAAUCAUGAUGAAGAUCAUCCAAAAAGUUUUAUUUCAACAAAUGAUCUUCUAUUAGCUGGUGAAGAUGACGACGAUGAAGAAAAUGAUAUUGGUGUGAAUGAGACAAAUGGAAAAAAUAUUGAUAAUAAAAAAAUGACGCCGAUACAUCGUACAUCUUCACCCUCAUCAGAUUCAACAAUGUCUUCAGCUUCAUCCAUUUCUAAUUCAUCUUCACUUGUUAAUGGUACCGGUUUUAAAUUAGAUCUACAAACAAGUAAACCAAUACAACCACCAAAAAUGUCAGCUGCCGCUGCUGCUGCACGUUUAUCUCGUCUGGCUAAUCAACGUAUUGAUUCAAAUAAAUUUUUAAUAUGUAGUGGUACAAAUUCUUAUAAUACAAUUCGUAAAACAAAACAUGAAGUACGACGUUUUGCUCUUUAUCUUGAAGAUACAUUUAAUGAGCAUAUAGCUAUUGAUGCUUUAAAACCCGAUCAAUUGUGUUCAUAUUUAAAACAUUAUUUUCAAAAUGUUCGAAAAGCCGAUGGUAGUGAAUAUGAACCGGAUACAUUACGAAGUUUUAUGUUAUCAAUUGAACGUUAUUUAAAAUCACGUAAAUAUUCAUUUAAUAUUUUAGAAAGUCCAAUAUUUCAAUCAUGUCGCGAAGUUAUACAAGAAAAACGUGAUUCAUGGGCUAAACCAACAAAAUCAGUAUGUAACAGUAAAGUAGAAGCAUUUACAUCACAACAUGAAACAUUAUUAAGACAAAUGAAUAUAAUAACAAGAGAUACACCCGAAGGACUAUUAUUAGAAUUAUUAAUUAAUAAUUCUAAAUAUUUUGAUCAACGAGGUUUUGAAUCAACAAUAAAUCGUUCACUAUUAUGGGGUGAUUUAGAAUUAAAAACUGAUCAAAUUAAUGGUGGUAUUGAUUAUAUUGAAUAUAAACGUACAAUUAAAAGUGAUGAUAAAUCAUCAUCUAUUAUUGAAAAUAUUCGUGCCUAUGCUAAUCAGGAGCAACCACAAUUAUGUCCUGUUGUUGCAUUGCGUUUAUUAUCUUAUCAUCGUCCACAACAAUGUACAAAUGUUGAUGCCUCAUUCUAUUUAGUACCACGCUUGAACUCUGAUCAACGUGUUUGGUAUAAAACAAUUCGAGCUGGUAGACAUCGAUUAGAUUUAUUAUUACAACAAUCAAUGCAAAAAGCUGGUAUACAAGGAAAAUUUAGUUGUAUGAGUUUAAGAAAGGGUAAAAUCAAAGGUUUACUAUUGACUGAUAAUAAUAAUAUACCAGUUACAGCAACAACUUCAUCUGCAACUACGCCAGUCACUACAUCAAAACAAAGACGAACAUCAUCAACGAAACAAGAAAUUGUACAGGUUCCAUCUCCAUCUUUCACUAUGGCAACAGCCACAACAUCGACAUCCACAACAACAAUGAUCACUUCACCUCAUUCAACAAUUGCCAUUAAUAUCGAGCCAACAGCUUUCUUAAUUGGAGCUGUUGCUAAUGCCAUAAACUCGUCAACAUUUCAAAAUGUUUCACAAUGUUUUACAACGGCUAUACAAACACAAGCACAAAAUAAUAAUAAACGAACCUCAUCAUCAGCAUCAGUAUUGACAAAUAAAAACGAUCAAUUACUCGAUUUAUCAGCAGCCAAAGGUAAUACAAAUAAUCCCGAUGAUCAAUAUUAUUUGACACAAAAUGGAGUGAUUAAUUUGGCCAAAAAAAUUAAACGUGAAAAUGACACAAAAAUCAAUCAAAAUGGAAAUGAUGGACAUAUUACCUCUCCAACGACAAAUACUAACAAUAGUUUAUCGUCUCAUUUAACCUCAAUGUUACCCUCGCAACAACAAAAUGAUAAUAGUCAACAAGAAAUGAAAUGUUCGGUAACACUGAAUGAUUUAGCUUUAAUCGCUCAUACUCUUGAACAACAACGUCCAUCUCAACCAAAACGUAAAAUAACCUCAUCAGAUGCAUUUCACGCAUUAUAUUCAGCUGCUCAUAUGAAAAGUACAAAACAAUCAAAAAUAAAUAUAUUACGUCGAUAUUUAGAAGAUACAUUAGGUUUAGUUGAAUUUUUAACAUUAUAUGAAUAUUUAAGAAAAGAUUCACAACUAAAAUUACAAGGUACACCUAUAGAACAUUAUGAACAUGUAUUACCAAUAUUUUUAACAUUAUUAAUGCUUGAGAAUACUGCUUAA
Molecule: messenger RNA, 4416 nt
Organism: Didymodactylos carnosus
Lineage: Eukaryota; Metazoa; Rotifera; Eurotatoria; Philodinida; Philodinidae
Source: the annotation of a GenBank genome assembly